Messenger RNA from Camarhynchus parvulus, 726 nucleotides. RefSeq names its product glycoprotein hormone subunit beta 5 (gene GPHB5). The record is from RefSeq and is a predicted model, not a curated record. Gene Ontology annotation, molecular function: hormone activity. The transcript has 3 exons. Lineage: Eukaryota; Metazoa; Chordata; Aves; Passeriformes; Thraupidae. Gene Ontology annotation, biological process: regulation of thyroid hormone receptor signaling pathway; G protein-coupled receptor signaling pathway. Gene Ontology annotation, cellular component: extracellular region; cytoplasm. Bases 121 to 510 code for a protein of 129 amino acids.
UCUACUGGUCACAAAGCUGACAGAGAUUGCAGUGCAGGUCUCCUGCUGCUCACUCUGACAUCCUGAAACGCCAUCUGCAAUUUAAAACUGCAAAAGGAAUUCUGACUCCAACGAGUUAGCAUGAAGCUGCCCUGGCUGAUCCCCGGAGCUCUGCUCGUGCUGCUGCUGCCCGGCCGCGCCGCCGCCGCCGCCUCGGCCCUGGACCUGCGGACGUUCGUGGGCUGCGCCGUGAGGGAGUUCACCUUCCUGGCCAGGAAACGCGGCUGCCGCGGCCUCCGGGUCACCACCGACGCCUGCUGGGGACGCUGCGAGACCUGGGAGAAACCAAUCCUGGAGCCUCCUUACAUCGAGUCCCACCACCGGAUCUGCACCUACAACGAGACCCGGAUGGUGACGGUGAAGCUGCCCAGGUGUGCCCCUGGCGUGGACCCCUUCUACACCUACCCGGUGGCCAUCCGCUGUGACUGUGACAUCUGCUCCACUGCCACCACCGAGUGUGAGACCUACUGACCUCCCCUCCCAGCUCAGGCAAGGAGGGGACGAAUUCUCCCCGGCUUCACACCCUUGGUACCUCCAGCAUUCUGGAGGGUGUAAAGCAGCCCAGAAUUUGAUCUCUCCCUGUAAUGCUCCUGCUCACUGACUUUUUUGGGCAGAUGAGGCUUAACCACCUCUCCUCACACUGCUCAAAGCAUUAUUGCUGUAGAAACCCACAGCCUCACAAUAUCA